GUGCUCCGUGGAGAGCCCCACGACGGCGCCCACGACGGCGCGGCGGUCUCGGCCCCUUUAAGGUGGAGGGAUCAAGCCCCUCGUGCGGCUUCCCAAUCCCGGGCAGGUCACGUGGCUUCACACCUUCGCUUGGCGCCGGAGAGGGAGUCAUGGGGGCGGGGCUGGCCAGGUAGUGUGGCGCGAGGGCGGAAGACUGGCGGGGCUUAGUGCCCGGGAGACCCGCGGGGCUGGCGGCUUUGAGUUUCAGUGCCUGUGUAAUAAAAGGGUCCAUAUUGUAAAAGAAGUCAAAAGCAGCCUUGAAUAAUCGGAACCCUUUUGCCAGAUCAUCUAAUGUCAAUAUGUUUUCUGGCAUUGCUACUUCAACAUCGUCUUCCUUGUCUGGCACUGGUUUGGAGCACUCAUCUCUAUCAAAUUGUCUUCUGCUAAUUCCUCUGGAAGAAGAAGCAGGAAGGAUAAAAGAUUGCUGGGACAACCAGGAAGCACCUGCUCUCUCCACAUGUAGUAAUGCCAAUAUCUUUCGAAGGAUAAAUGCCAUAUUGGAUAAUUCUCUGGAUUUCAGUAGAGUCUGCACUACACCUGUAAACCGAGGAAUUCAUGAUCAUUUGCCAGACUUCCAGGACUCUGAAGAAACAGUUACAAGCAGGAUGCUUUUCCCAACCUCUGCGCAAGAAUCUUCCCGUGGCCUCCCAGAUGCAAAUGACUUGUGCCUUGGCCUGCAGUCCCUCAGUCUGACAGGCUGGGACCGACCCUGGAGCACCCAGGACUCAGAUUCCUCAGCCCAGAGCAGCACACACUCGGUACUGAGCAUGCUCCAUAACCCACUGGGAAAUGUCCUAGGAAAACCCCCCUUGAGCUUCCUGCCUCUGGAUCCCCUUGGGUCUGACUUGGUGGACAAGUUUCCAGCACCCUCAGUUAGAGGAUCACGCCUGGACACCCGGCCCAUCCUGGACUCUCGCUCUAGCAGCCCCUCUGACUCAGACACCAGUGGCUUCAGCUCUGGAUCAGAUCAUCUCUCAGAUUUGAUUUCAAGCCUUCGCAUUUCUCCACCUCUGCCCUUCCUGUCUCUGACAGGGGGUGGUCCCAGAGACCCUUUAAAGAUGGGGGUAGGGUCUCGGAUGGACCAAGAGCAAGCUGCUCUUGCUGCAGUCACUCCCUCCCCAACCAGUGCUUCAAAGAGAUGGCCAGGAGCUUCUGUGUGGCCAUCCUGGGACCUCCUCGAAGCUCCCAAAGACCCCUUCAGCAUAGAGAGAGAGGCUAGGCUGCACCGACAAGCUGCAGCUGUGAAUGAAGCCACCUGUACCUGGAGUGGCCAGCUUCCUCCCCGGAACUAUAAGAACCCCAUCUACUCUUGCAAGGUGUUUCUAGGAGGUGUUCCUUGGGAUAUUACAGAAGCUGGAUUAGUUAACACCUUCCGUGUUUUUGGCUCUUUGAGUGUGGAGUGGCCUGGUAAGGAUGGCAAGCACCCCCGGUGUCCUCCCAAAGGGUAUGUGUAUCUGGUCUUCGAACUAGAGAAGUCUGUCCGAUCCUUGCUUCAGGCUUGCUCUCAUGACCCGCUGAGCCCAGAUGGCCUGAGUGAAUAUUAUUUCAAGAUGUCCAGCCGAAGGAUGCGCUGCAAGGAGGUGCAGGUGAUCCCAUGGGUAUUAGCCGACAGUAACUUUGUCCGGAGCCCAUCUCAGAGGCUUGACCCCAGCAGGACGGUGUUUGUCGGUGCUCUGCAUGGAAUGCUAAAUGCUGAGGCCCUGGCAGCCAUCUUGAACGACCUAUUUGGUGGAGUGGUGUAUGCCGGGAUUGACACAGAUAAGCACAAGUAUCCCAUUGGAUCUGGUCGUGUGACUUUCAAUAACCAACGGAGUUACCUGAAAGCAGUCAGCGCUGCUUUUGUGGAGAUCAAAACCACCAAGUUCACAAAGAAGGUUCAGAUUGACCCCUACCUAGAAGAUUCUCUGUGUCAUAUCUGCAGUUCUCAGCCUGGUCCUUUCUUCUGUCGAGAUCAGGUCUGCUUCAAAUACUUCUGCCGGAGCUGCUGGCACUGGCGGCACAGCAUGGAGGGCCUGCGCCACCACAGCCCCCUGAUGCGGAACCAGAAGAACCGAGAUUCCAGCUAGAGGAGCUGGCCUUGCCCAGUGGCCUGUGGCGCCCGAAGCUGGCAGGUCAGGCAAGCAGCUUGCACCACCCUGCCACUGGCGACCAGGGAGCUGGCUUCCCGAGGACAAGGGAAAGUUGUAGUCACCUUUGCACUUGCUGAAUCUGUCUUUGUUUCUGCACUAAUUAAUGCACAUUGAGUUUUGUCGGGUUUUGUUUUCGGGGGUAUACCAAGGGCAAGGACCCUCUGGCUUACCCUCCAAGCGACUCUGUAGUUUUCCCAGAUUUUAGUUCCUCAUUUUGCAGAUGAAAAGCGAAAAAAAAAAAAACAAAAAAACAAAAAAAAAAACUACGUGUCCAGAAGGUAUUGAGGUAUUGACACGGAUGCCUACACCUAGGUUUAUUUAUUAAAAGCGCUUUUUUACAUUCCUUGCAAUACUGAUGGUGAUGAUGCGCAGGUCUCAUUGGUUUCAUUCUUGCAGUUGCCAUACAGUGCCUUUCCAUUUAUUUAACCCCCACCUGAACGGCAUAAACUGAGUGUUCAGCUGGUGUUUUUUACUGUAAACAAUAAGGAGACUUUGCUCUUCAUUUAAACCAAAAUCAUAUUUCAUAUUUUACGCUCGAGGGUUUUUACCGGUUCCUUUUUACACUCCUUAAAACAGUUUUUAAGUCGUUUGGAACAAGAUAUUUUUUCUUUCCUGGCAGCUUUUAACAUUAUAGCAAAUUUGUGUCUGGGGGACUGCUGGUCACUGUUUCUCACAGUUGCAAAUCAAGGCAUUUGCAACCAAGAAAAAAAAAUGUUUUUGUUUUAUUUGAAACUGGACCGGAUAAACGGUGUUUGAGCGGCUGCUGUAUAUAGUUUUAAAUGGUUUAUUGCACCUCCUUAAGUUGCACUUAUGUGGGGGGGGUGGGGUUGAUAGAAGUUUUUAAUCACAAAGUCACAGGACUUUUUUCUUUUGUAACUGAGCUAAAAAGGGCUGCUUUUCAGUGGGGGCAGAUGAAGGCUCACAGGAGCCCUUUCUCUUAGAGGGGGCAAGUACCCUUCCCUUAUAUCUUUAAUUUGAGGAAUGUAUGCGAUAACAGUUGCAGUUGACUGAAAUGCCACUGGAAUUUGAAAACUUGACUUUUUUCUUUCUUUCCUUUUUUUUUUUUUUAAAAAAAAAAUACAAAAAAACCCCACAAAAACUACUUGCCCCUCCUAGGGAAGCUGUGUGCCAAAGAACCAGUGUCAUAACCCCUCCCUCCUGCUGAGCUGACGUUGCAUUGUUGCAUAUCCCAGCUACUCUGUGGGUUUUGUGAAGCUGUGUGUGAAGUCUCUACCUCAUUGUAGUAUAUGCAGGCAAGACUGCACUCUCCUACAGAUGUGUGGAGUAAGCUGUGGUGUAGUUUUUUUGGCACAUAAUAAACACGUUGCAGCAGA
Symphalangus syndactylus (siamang) is the source of this 3502-nucleotide messenger RNA. It is a transcript of the gene CPEB1, whose product is annotated as cytoplasmic polyadenylation element binding protein 1. Gene Ontology annotation, molecular function: ribosome binding; translation factor activity, RNA binding; mRNA regulatory element binding translation repressor activity. Gene Ontology annotation, biological process: negative regulation of cytoplasmic translation. The record is from RefSeq and is a predicted model, not a curated record. NCBI's taxonomy places the organism in Eukaryota, Metazoa, Chordata, Mammalia, Primates, Hylobatidae. Gene Ontology annotation, cellular component: nucleus; synapse; neuron projection.